This is a messenger RNA of Oikopleura dioica, 336 nucleotides long. NCBI's taxonomy places the organism in Eukaryota, Metazoa, Chordata, Appendicularia, Copelata, Oikopleuridae. The record is from the annotation of a GenBank genome assembly.
AUGGUGGUUCGAGUUGAGACUAUUUCGGCAGGGGACGGAACCAACUUUCCGCCAAUAGGUUCCUACGUAAGUGUCCAUUAUACAGGCAUGCUGGUCGAUGGAAAGGUUUUUGACUCCUCGAGAAAAAGGGAAGAGCCAUUCAAGUUUCAACUAGGCCUCGGAAAAGUGAUAAGAGGAUGGGACGAAGGAAUCUCUCAAAUGAGCCUUGGCGAAAGGGCGAAAUUGAUCUGUAGUUCUGAUUAUGCUUACGGCGACCAUGGGUAUCCUGGUGUAAUUCCAAGCAACGCCACUCUUGUUUUCGACAUAAAACUUCUCGACAUCGAAAUGAAAUUUUAA